AUGCGUCCUCCUGCAUAUGGAGCGAAGUUGAAAAAGAAACGCCAGCAUACAUCAUCGGUCGACUUGGAUUCAAUUCAUCCCUACCGAGAUGGCGGCCCACUCCAACGCGCCAUUCAGGAUGAUUUACUGGACGUUCGGCCCUUAUUUUGCGAUUCGGUGGCAAGCCUGUCUGAAGGAUGCAACGUUCACCAUCCGAAUGGAGCGGCGUUUGCCAUUUACAAAGCAGUGUUCGGCUCGGCAAAGUUGGCUCUUCUGCAUACGCGGGUAGUACCUUGUAGAGUCGACCGCGAAGCCUACACGCAGCUUUUGUACGCCGCGUCGUUCAACCUACUGCAUAAAAGUUUUUGUGAGAAAACCUUCGAAUUCACGCAUGCGGCGUUUGCCCUGUUCUCAUUGUUCGUAUUGUACCACACGUGUCCUCUAGACACCGUACCACCGAUUGCAGGCUCCAACAAAGACGAACGUUUGGAGAUGUUUCCACUGGGGAUUCGAGAUCCUCAGAAUCCCCGAAGGCUCUACCAGCGAGCAUUUCACCAAAGAAUCCGAAUCGACCAGCUGCACUAUGAAUACUUGGACAGGCUUCGUGACAUAGCGCUGGCACAAAUCGGAAAAUGUGAAGAACGAAAAUGGCAAGCGGACUUGGAUCGGGUCACGGCCGCUGUGAACAUAGCACCACCAAGUUGUGAGUGCUCAUUGGCGACUGAUGUGGUUGCUGUUCUCGAUCGGCUAAGGGAGAAUUUUGAGUUUUGCUCGUAUACUGGCCCAAUGGGUUUGGAGGCUCUAGCUGGUCAUUCCGCGUACCCUUUCCCUGAAUCCAAAGUUGCAUGGUCUACACUGGGACGGUAUUCUUCUUUUGAUACCACGCAUAAUACAUCAGAGUUCUCUUCGGGGAACCCCUGCGAGUCUAAAGAAUGGCACGCAGAUCUGCAGAACAGUUUAGACAACUAUCUAGUCUGCCUUCAGUCGAUCCGACUACCUCCUGUGAAUCAGGGCACAAACAUCAAGUUCAAGCGUAUACGUGAAGGACUACUUGGAAUAUUUAAAAAGACGCGCUCUACCGAUUUUCUAUCAAAACUUUCGGAUAUUUUGCAUGGACGACAGAAUGCUUUAUCAAUAUAUGUCAAACCGCAAACUGUUUCAUUUGGCUCCAUUAUUCAUAUCGAGAACGCUGUGCAGCAGAACGCUGAGAGGAAACAGUCCCCAGGAAACGAAACGGAGCGGAUCUCUGAACAGGUACUUUUAGCAGACAGGGAACACUGGGGCACAGAUCUUGGGCCAUCCUUUGAGCUCCUUCUUCCAAGCAAUAUCUCGCCUGAAAUGCAAAGAAGUCUGCAGGAUGCUUUCGAGACCUUGCUAGAUCGCAAAGAAGGUUAUGCCCAGCAGCAGGCAAUGACUUUGGCUUCCCUUGACGAAGUUUCUACAGCUGGGGAACUUUCGACUUUGGGGAGGUCGAUGGAGAGCUCCACGACACUGGGGGUCGGUCAAGGUGCUUUGCAGGCGUUGUUGUCCAAAGCUAGUGAAGCUGUAGAGGAUGUGAGGCACCAGAGCAUACCGUUUGGAGGCUUCUUCUUAUCCACGGAGGAAGAUGAUGACAUAUCCACUCAACCAAGGAAUGCUAUGAAUAAAUACGGCGAGGCUGAGUCAAUAGACGAUGAUGCCGUUUCAGUGGCUACCGAAAGCGUUGGACGAGCUGCUUUGGACAGGCUACUUUCAGCCGUUUGCCCACUUCCACCCACGCCAGCACACUCACGCCAAUCCGUGACCCCCAGUCGCAAAGUUAACGCUAAGCGCAAACGAUCGCUAUCCUUUAGCCUAGCUGCAAGUACGCCACGCAAACGACCAGCGUUGAAUCCAUCCGGAUUACCAACGAAGGACGAAUCGUCUACCAACGAGUCUUUGGGAGAAGGUAACACUGGGUACUCUACUGAGGACAGCGAUGGGGAUGAUUCAUUGCUUUCCGCCUUUUCGUCGGAAUCAGGGACUACCGGACAAGGGAGCUCAGCUUUGAAUGUGCUUUUGUCGACAGUCUUGCUAAAAUAAGGGGCGAUGUGAC
This is a messenger RNA of Phaeodactylum tricornutum CCAP 1055/1, 2053 nucleotides long. RefSeq lists its product with no specific name. The transcript has a single exon. The coding region runs from base 1 to 2040 and encodes 679 amino acids. The record is from RefSeq and is a predicted model, not a curated record. Lineage: Eukaryota; Bacillariophyta; Bacillariophyceae; Surirellales; Neidiaceae.